CUCAUUGCUUUACCAAACACCACCUAAAUCAGUGAUGGUUUUUGACCCUGUUGUGUACACACACGUUUGAUUAGAUCAGGUUCACAUAUUUGAUCUUUUUCUGUUGUUUCCUUCUCCACCGCAACCUCAAAUUCGCUUUGCAACCUCAAAUUCUUCGCCCAAUAUCCGUGUGGGACCUUUCAUUGAAAUUAACUACGAAGAUAUUGCAAGCUAAGCAAUUCUUCACCUCUUCGUUUUCAUCUCCAUUAAGUACUAUAUAUAUAAUUACCCCUCUCUCUUCUCUUUCUUGGUCCACUGCAUAACUGCUAACAGAUACUAUGAGUCAACACAAUCAAGUUUCAGAGGCUUGUCCUCCAUCAAUACCAGUGAUGGCUUAUCCUCCACCGGGUCAGGCUUAUCCCCAGCACCAAACAGGUCCUUAUGAAGCACCAGCACCACCAGUUGGAUAUCCCACCAUGAAAGGUGAUCAAGAUUAUUCAUCACAGAUCGCAGAGACCAAAAGUAGGGGUGAAGGUUUCUGGAAAGGAUGUGUUGCUGCGCUAUGCUGCUGCUGGGUACUGGAAUUUUGCUGUGGAUGUUAAUUAAUAUUAUUGAGAGUUCAUGGCUAUAUAUUAGCUUAUGUGAAAGCAUGAUAAACUUUUUUCCUUUUUCAUUUUAAUUGCUGUAUGCUUGUAUGGGAGUUAAUUAAGAGAUUAAAGUAGAACGAAAUAACGUUUUCUCAUAAACUACAAUCUGUUUGGUUAAAUGUGGAUGUCUUCUCUUUGAGAGAGACAUCUUGAAUAUGCAUGACUCGCUGUUGUUAUUAUGAAUCAAUAAUCAAUAAGCAUGUUAAUCA
Messenger RNA from Prosopis cineraria, 835 nucleotides. Its product is annotated as protein CYSTEINE-RICH TRANSMEMBRANE MODULE 9-like. Bases 318 to 581 code for a protein of 87 amino acids. The transcript has 3 exons. NCBI's taxonomy places the organism in Eukaryota, Viridiplantae, Streptophyta, Magnoliopsida, Fabales, Fabaceae. Gene Ontology annotation, cellular component: plasma membrane. The record is from RefSeq and is a predicted model, not a curated record.